UGUCCAGUUUCAAAACUAUAGAAUGUUAUUGUUUAUUGAUUUAUAUUGAUUUCAAUUAAGGGUCAUAAAAAGAAAUUCACGAAAGGUACAAUGUUCAAGUGGAGACAGUGUCAUCGAAUAUCAUCUCAGUUUGAACACAUAUUUCUUUGUGGAAAAGGAGAAAGAGAACGUCCCAUUAUUACCAAUAGUUACUUCAGUUGGUCUAGGCCCAUUUUAAAGAAAGAUCAGGUUCUAAAUAAACUUAUCACUUACAAGGAUGUAAAUUGUACAUGUAACUUGUAUACAGAAAAGCAUAUUUACAGUCCUAAUGUUUCUAAUAGGCAUUUACAAUAUAUGUCAAACAACCCUACUUGCUGGAACUGUCAAGCCAUUUUAACAGAUAGCUCAAAUAAACUAUUUUGUGUCUCUUGCAAUUCUCUUCAACCAGUCGAUCGUCAAGCAAAUCUUUUUGAUAUAUUAGGUGUCAAGAAAUCGUACAGCUUAGACCAAUUGGAGUUAAAGAAAAAGUUUCGUGACCUACAAUCUCUGUUACAUCCUGACAAGUUUAGUGCCAAGCCGAAGAGGGAACAAGAAUUGUCUGAAGAAUUUUCCUCUAUUGUUAACAAAGCAUAUUCAACUCUCCUGAAUCCUUUGGAGCGUGGCCUCUACAUGCUAAGUUUAAAUAACAUGUCAAUUGAAGAAGGAACAACGGAUAUAGAUAAAUCGUUUCUCAUGGAAAUUAUGGAAAAGAAUGAGGAAAUAGAGAAUCAACAGGAUCCAGUGAAACUAAAUGAGAUUUACAAAAGCAAUAAAGAACAACUAGAUUUACUUAUCAGCAAUAUAACCAAGGCUUUUGAAAAUGACGACGUAGAACUGGCUAAGAAGUUACUGACGGAAAUGAAGUACUACAAUACAAUUGAAAAUAAAAUUAAAGACAUCAAACAAAAACUGAACAUCCCCGAUUGAACUUAAGUAUGGUCUGCAUCGAUGAGUCACCAUAUUCAAGCGUAGAAUCAGGAAUUCUGGCACUCUGUGUAUAUAAGCGAAAAGUAUGCUCCGUAGAGCAGAUUAAAGACACUCUACUAGUUUUUCCUUUUGAAGAGGCAUGUUUUUUCACUUGUGGGGUUAGGGUUAUAGCCUACCCCUAGCUACUUCAGCCUGGAUAACUAUUGUAGCACCCCUAGAGGCAUGUUACUGCCCAGAAUGUGAAGUAAGUUAUUUUUUUAAGUACUUGCCAUGCAUUUCAUGUUAUUUUACUAAAUUUAAAAAUUAUUAUCAAACAUAUUAGGGUUUCCAUGUCAAACUUGCAAAAACAAUAUACUUCGUGGUUCUGAGUUCCACAGUAAAAAAACAACUUGUAUUUAACAAUUAAUGUUUUUCUGUUUAUGUAAAAAAGUGAAUUUUAUCCAAGAAUUAUUUAGUGCUUAGAGCAAUAAA
Messenger RNA from Macrosteles quadrilineatus (aster leafhopper), 1416 nucleotides. RefSeq names its product iron-sulfur cluster co-chaperone protein HscB (gene Hsc20). Gene Ontology annotation, cellular component: mitochondrion. Gene Ontology annotation, molecular function: protein-folding chaperone binding; ATPase activator activity. The coding region runs from base 91 to 945 and encodes 284 amino acids. Gene Ontology annotation, biological process: protein complex oligomerization; [2Fe-2S] cluster assembly. The record is from RefSeq and is a predicted model, not a curated record. NCBI's taxonomy places the organism in Eukaryota, Metazoa, Arthropoda, Insecta, Hemiptera, Cicadellidae. The transcript is spliced from 4 exons.